AUGCCGCACAAACACAAGCGGAAAGCCGACAGCGACGAGUCGCACUAUGACCUUCCGCCCUCAUCGCGCGCCGCACCUCUCCCGGCCGGUAAAGCUCGCGCGCCGAACCCAGCACCACGGAACAAGAAGCGCAAAGUGAAGAAUGUAGACGGCUAUGGCGCGGACGAUACACCUAAAGCCUUCGCACGGCUCAUGGCAUUCAAGACUACAGGCAAACGACGUUCGGCCCUCGAUGAUGGCGCUCCCAAGCCCAAGAAACAGAAACAACAGCAGCGGAAAGCCGCAGAAGAAGCCGAGCAGGAAGCGACCUCGAAUAGUGAGAUUCAACCGCACGCAGAGCUGAAGAUCAUGCCCGGCGAAAAGCUCUCCGAAUUCCGGCAGCGUGUCAAUGCGGCCCUACCGCUUACCAGCAUAUCGCGCAACACCAAGAAAUUCGCGGGCCUCAGCGACCACAGAGUCACAAAACACGAGCGCAGGCUGAAGAAGCUGCAGGAGGGCUGGCGCAAGGAAGAAGCACGGUUGCGCGAGAAAGAGCAGGAAGAGCGCGAGUUGGCGGAGGAAGAAGACGACGAGAUCAACGACUUGUGGGAGGACAGGACUGCCGAUGUCUCUACCAUCACCGGCAACAAGGGCAAAAAGAAGAAAGGGAAGCGGAAGCUCGUGGUUGGGGAGGUUGACGAUGGACGGAUCGACGAGUGGGAAGACCUGAAGAAGAGGAGGCAAGAGAGGAAGGGAUUACAUGAUGUCGUGCAAGCGCCGCCGACCUUUGAAAGAGUACCGAGGGAGAUAUUUAAGGUAAAAGAGGGGGCGAGAGUCAAUGUGGGGAACGUGCCAAAUGCUGUAGGCAGUUUGCGAAAGAGGGAAGAAUUGGGAGUCGAGAGGCAGGGCAUAAUUGAGACGUAUAGGCAGCUGAUGGCUGCGAAGAGGGAAGGAUAG
Trematosphaeria pertusa is the source of this 936-nucleotide messenger RNA. RefSeq lists its product as uncharacterized. The transcript is spliced from 2 exons. The record is from RefSeq and is a predicted model, not a curated record. Lineage: Eukaryota; Fungi; Ascomycota; Dothideomycetes; Pleosporales; Trematosphaeriaceae. The coding region runs from base 1 to 936 and encodes 311 amino acids.